Messenger RNA from Ziziphus jujuba (common jujube), 2772 nucleotides. RefSeq names its product probable inactive receptor kinase At4g23740. Gene Ontology annotation, biological process: protein phosphorylation. The record is from RefSeq and is a predicted model, not a curated record. The coding region runs from base 552 to 2447 and encodes 631 amino acids. Gene Ontology annotation, molecular function: protein binding; protein kinase activity; ATP binding. Lineage: Eukaryota; Viridiplantae; Streptophyta; Magnoliopsida; Rosales; Rhamnaceae. The transcript is spliced from 3 exons.
AAAAAAAAUUCAAAAACUCAUUUGUUUCUUCUUGUUGUUUUUCCGAUUUUCCAAUAUUUUUUUUCUUUUUUUGUUUUUCUAUUUUUUUUCUUCUGGGGUUUAUAGGGUGGGGAGAAGAAUUUUGGGUAACACUUAUUUUCAAUGAUUAAAAUUUAGGUUCAUUUACAUUGGAUGCUGCUUUACUGUAAUCACUAUCAGUUUUGAGAAAUCAUAACUAGUACGUUCAAUUUCCAUUCCUUCUUUCUCUCUCUAAAAAAAAUGUUUGGUCUUUGUUUCUCAAACUUCUCUUUGGUUUAUUUAACGCUCAAAAACUUUGAUUUCCUGCAUUUUUCAGCCUCUGUGUUUUUCUUUGGAGUUGUUUUUCAGUUGUAAUUUUUGACUGGUUUAUUUAUUUAUUUUUUUCUUGUCUUGGGUACAAGCAGAGGCAUUUUUGGUGAUGGUUCAGAUCUGAAAGCAAUCCAGAGAACUAUGAAAAAACAAAGACUUUGCAGGAGGAACAGCUCGUUCUCUGCUUGAAAAAAGCUUUCAACUUUUAAGCGGGUAGAGAGGAAAUGGAGAGCCUGAGAAUUUUCUCUUGGAUUUUCUUUCUGGGUUUGUUUUUCUUGAGGGUAAAUGCAGACCCAGUUGAGGAUAAGCAAGCUCUGCUGGAUUUUGUCAACCAACUUCCUCAUUCUCGGUCUCUCAAUUGGAAUGAGAGCUCUCCUGUGUGUGACCACUGGACUGGAGUGGCUUGUAGUGUGGACAAAUCUCGUGUAAUAUCCGUCAGAUUGCCCGGGGUUGGAUUUCACGGUCCGAUUCCACCGAAUACACUUAGCCGUCUUUCAGAGCUUCAGAUUUUGAGCCUUAGAUCCAAUGGUAUAAGUGGGCAUUUUCCAUCUGAUUUCUCAAAUCUCAAAAACCUGUCUUUUCUUUACCUUCAAUUCAACAACUUCUCUGGGCCAUUACCUUCAGAUUUCUCAGUUUGGAAGAACCUCACUAUUGUAAACCUGUCUAACAAUGGCUAUAAUGGUACUAUUCCUUAUUCACUCUCCAGCUUAACUCAGCUAACAGGCUUGAAUCUUGCAAACAACUCACUUUCUGGUGAAAUCCCUGAUCUCCAGCUCCCCAAAUUGCAGCAGUUGAAUCUAUCCAACAACAAUCUGAAUGGUGAAGUGCCCAAAUCACUUCGAAGGUUUCCAAGGUCAGUGUUCAUGGGCAACAACAUUUCUAUCUCAGGUUUCCCACCUGACCUUUCUCCUGUUCUUUCACCCACUUCAGAACCAUAUUCCAAAUCUAAGAAUGUUGGGAAGCUUGGUGAAACAGCAUUGUUAGGAAUUAUAAUUGCUGCUGGUGUUUUGGGGCUUAUAGCUUUUGGUUUUCUGAUACUUGUUUGCUGCUCAAGGAGAAACAGGAAAGAUGGGCUUUCUGGGAAGUUGCACAAGGGAGAAAUGUCACCAGAAAAAGUGAUAUCAAGAAGUCAAGAUGCAAAUAAUAGGCUGGUGUUCUUUGAGGGUUGUAAUUAUGCAUUUGAUUUGGAGGAUUUAUUGAGGGCUUCUGCUGAGGUUCUAGGAAAGGGAACAUUUGGUACAGCUUAUAAAGCAAUACUUGAGGAUGCUACCACAGUGGUGGUUAAGAGAUUGAAGGAGGUGAGUGUUGGGAAGAAGGAUUUUGAGCAACAAAUGGAGCUAGUUGGGAGUAUAAGGCAUGAGAAUGUGGUUGAGCUUAAGGCUUACUACUAUUCCAAAGAUGAGAAGCUUACGGUGUAUGAUUAUUUUAGCCAGGGGAGCGUCUCAGCUAUUUUACAUGGUAAAAGAGGAGAGAAUAGGGUCCCUUUAGACUGGGAUACCCGAUUGAAAAUAGCUAUUGGUGCAGCAAGAGGAAUUGCUCGUAUACAUACAGAGAACGGUGGGAAGCUUGUCCAUGGGAAUAUCAAAUUGUCAAAUAUAUUUCUCAAUUCAAAACAGUAUGGCUGUGUGUCUGAUGUUGGUCUGGCAGGCGUAAUGAGCUCCCUGGCCCCACCUAUCUCCCGUGCUGCUGGUUACCGAGCCCCUGAAGUAACAGACACCCGGAAAGCAGCACAACCUUCAGAUGUCUAUAGCUUUGGAGUGGUUUUACUGGAACUCCUCACUGGAAAAUCCCCAAUCCAUACCACAGCUGGUGAUGAGAUUGUUCACUUGGUCAGAUGGGUUCAUUCUGUUGUCCGAGAGGAGUGGACAGCAGAAGUGUUUGACUUAGAGCUAAUGAGGUAUCCAAACAUAGAGGAAGAAAUGGUGGAAAUGUUACAGAUAGCCAUGACUUGUGUGGUAAGGAUGCCAGAUCAGCGCCCUAAAAUGGUGGAUGUAGUGAAAAUGAUAGAAAAUGUCCGGCAUAUUGAUAAUGAGAAUCAGCCAUCUUCUGAAAACAAAUCUGAAACCUCAACACCCCCAUUGCCACCAGUUGUUGGGACAGAGAAGUUAGUUUCACACUGAGUCACCAUUUUGCCUUUUUCUUCUUUUCCCUCAUAUGAUGAAGUGUUACGUUUCAUUUUAACUCAGAAAUGUUGUUUUUAGUCUGGCUAUUGAACAGAACUGUGAUAAUUUUUUUUCUUUCAUCAACCCGAUCUCAUUUUAGGUCAGGUCGUAUAUUGGUGUUAUCAGUUGGCUGUCAAUUCUGAAAGUAGUGAAAAUUGAGAUGUUGCAUUAUAACUUCCAUAUCUCGCCCGAUCCCAUUUUAGGUCAGGUCGUAUAUUGGUGUUAUCAGUUGGCUGUCAAUUCUGAAAGUAGUGAAAUUUCAGAUAUUGCAUUAUAACUUCAA